GAAACCGUCACGUGUGGCGCCGAGGAUCGCAGUGCGCGUGGCCGCGGCGGCUGGUGUAGGGUAGUCGGUUGUGAGGCCCGGAGCUGCUGACCCAGCGGGCGGCCCACCGACCCGGCAACACAGCGGCAGGCGUAGGGGUUCGGGAGCCGAGGUCUGGUCCCAUCAAAGAGCUCGGCCCAGCCGGCGCCGCCGUCGUCCCCGCCCCCAGCCAGUAAACCGCCGUCGCGGGCGCGCCCCCGCUCUACGCUGUCUCUCCGAUGGCGUCCGCCUCCGGGGCCAUGGCGAAGCACGAGCAGAUCUUGGUUCUCGACCCACCCACAGACCUCAAAUUCAAAGGCCCCUUCACAGAUGUAGUCACUACAAAUCUUAAGUUGCGAAAUCCAUCGGAUAGAAAAGUGUGUUUCAAAGUGAAGACUACAGCACCUCGUCGGUACUGUGUGAGGCCCAACAGUGGAAUUAUUGACCCAGGGUUGACUGUGACUGUUUCAGUAAUGCUACAGCCAUUUGACUAUGAUCCCAAUGAGAAGAGUAAACACAAGUUUAUGGUACAGACAAUUUUUGCUCCACCAAACACUUCAGAUAUGGAAGCUGUGUGGAAAGAGGCAAAACCUGAUGAAUUAAUGGAUUCUAAAUUGAGAUGUGUAUUUGAAAUGCCCAAUGAAAAUGAUAAAUUGAAUGAUAUGGAACCUAGCAAAGCUGUUCCACUGAACGCAUCCAAACAAGAUGGACCCGUGCCAAAACCACAUAGUGUUUCACUCAAUGAUACCGAGACAAGGAAACUCAUGGAAGAAUGUAAAAGACUACAGGGAGAAAUAAUGAAGCUAUCAGAAGAAAACCGACACCUGAGAGAUGAAGGCUUAAGGCUCAGAAAGGUAGCACAUUCGGAUAAACCUGGAUCAACCUCAACUGCAUCCUUCAGAGAUAAUGUCACCAGUCCUCUUCCUUCACUUCUUGUUGUAAUUGCAGCCAUUUUCAUUGGAUUCUUUCUAGGGAAAUUCAUCUUGUAGAGUGAAGCAUGCAGAGUGCUGUUUCUUUUUUUUUUUUUUCUCUCUUGACCAGAAAAAGAUUUGUUUACCUACCAUUUCAUUGGUAGUAUGGCCCACGGUGACCAUUUUUUUUGUGUGUACAGCGUCAUACAGGCUUUGCCUUUAAUGAUCUCUUACGGUUAGAAAACACAAUAAAAAAAAACUGUUCGGCUACUGGACAAAUUGUAUAUUACCAGAUCAUCACUAGCAGAUGUCAGUUGCACAUUCACUCCUUUAUGAAAUUCAUAAAUAAAGAAUUGUUCUUUCUUUGUGGUUUUAAUAAGAGUUCAAGAAUUGUUCAGAGUCUUGUAAAUGUUAUUUUAAUAAUCCCUUUAAAUUUUAUCUGUUGCUGUUACCUCUUGAAAUAUGAUUUAUUUAGAUUGCUAAUUCCACUCAUUCAGGAAAUGCCAAGAGGUAUUCUGUGGGAAAAUGGUGCCUCUUACAGUGUAAAUUCUCUCCUUUACCUUUGCUAAUAUCAUGGCAGAAUUUUUCUUAUCCCUUGUGAGGCAGUUGACUGAGUUUUUCAUCCUUACAAUCCUUUCCCAUGGUAUUUAACAUAAAAAAAAAUAAAACUGUUAACAUAUUUCCUGCUCGGUAGCUUGUUUGUGUCUGUUGUGUCAUUAGAUGGGGAUACUAGGGAGCCCACUGUUGGUAAUCUGAAAUACAUAAUGCACAAUUUUAUCUUUCAUUGAUACCUUUUUAGAUAUUAUAGUAUGUGUUGCUAAAAGUCUUCAUCUGUUAAGGAAAGGAAUUGAUACUAUUUCAAGCUGUUAUAGGUGUUUUGGAAGAUCAAAACUAGUUUUAUAUAUUCACGAUAACAUAAGCAAAUGGCAUGAGAAUGAAAGUGCUGUAAUUUUAGUCAGUUCAUAUGCAUGCCUGUGGCUCUGCUGCGUUUACCUGAUUCUUAACAGAUUCUUUUGGUAUCUCCUCAAGGAAGACUAAUCUUUCUUAGUGGUUCUAGUCAAGUGCUUUUUAGCCAGCCUAAUAAUUCCUUUUAUUUUUAUAACAUUUCGUAGUAAUAUUUAAAAGCAGGUGUUUUUUUCCUGUCCAAUUUGAUUUUCAAAGUAAAUUUCCACUGUGGAAAUUUGACAUAUCUGAGCAAGCCUUGGGAAUUUUGUGAAAAACGACUUUAUCCUUUGCAAAUCUACCUGUUACCAUGUGAAGCACAUUGGUUAUAGAUAUGAAUUACAGGGCCUGAUACUUCCGACACUUAGUCUUAUGUCUUCAUGUAUUUCACUUACACUAUCAUAGAAAGUUUUGGAACCAGAGAAAAUACAUUCAAUUUUUCUAUUGAGUACAAUGUAAUAAUACAAGUAAGUUUUGAGUCCUCCUGGAAAAUAGGUGUUGGUUUUGUAAAAGAUGCACUUGUCUCUGAAAAGAAUAUUGGACUUUGGGACUUGAUGUGGUGCAGUUAAGUACGUUAGACCCAGGUCUGUUUUGUACAUUUAUAAACGAAUGAAAUGUUCUAAAGUAUUAUGGUUGCCUUUUUUAUUUUAAGUAUGUUUUGAACUUGUCAGAUCACAUGUAUUGUGUCCUUGAGCUCUGUCGUAUCUUUUAUAAAACCUCUUGCCUGUGUACAAAAGUUACUAAAAACAAGCACACGUAAUAGCAUGCUACUGCAGGUAAUGUUUCUAUUGUAUGCUUUACAGUCAUGGUGAGAUUUCCCUCUCUUUCUGAUAACUGGAAAAACAUGCUAACAAAAAAGUCUUGUAUUUUUGUCCCAUAAAGCAGAAAUAGUAUUUUCUUGGCUUAAAGCUUUUUAUAUAGUCAACAUUAUUCGUGAUGAGUAUCAAACUUGGUAUUUCAUAGCUAUCAUUUUUUAGAAGAAUGAAGUUGUAAAAAAUUUAGCAAAAUCCCGUUUUAUGGGAAUGCUCCUUAGAAUUCAUUUCAACCCCUUUGUUUUAUAAUUGAGAAAUCUGAGGCCUUUAUGUGAGAUAAUUUUCCCCAUGUCUCACAGGUAGGUAGAGGUAGAGUUGGAACUAGAAAUCUGCUCUUCUGACUCAAGCUCAGUGUCUUUUCUGGUAACUUUGUAGAGGAAUAUUGUCCUAAUUUGACAUGACUGAAAUGAUGAACAUAAGAUGCUGUUUGACUAGUGUAUGUGAAAUUUCCUAUCAUAAGAUUGUGUAACAGGCUACUGUUGAAUAGUCUCAUGUAUGUGUUUGGUUUAAGUGUUUAGGCUAGAAAUGCCUGCCCCUGAUAAUGGUAAUAAAUAUUAUGAAAUACAAUGUAUUUUUAGAUAGGCAUUUUACAAAAUGCAUUAUGCAAUGGUUUUGAAAUAGAUUAUAGUCUGGAUAGCAUCUGAAAAGUAUAUAUGAGCUUAACUGCUUUACAUAUCAGGAGAUGCUCUGAUUUUGUAUAGGAGACUUAAUUUCUCUUUUUAAUUGCUGUAUGAAAUGUGAUCAGAUUAUUUUACUACCAAUGGUUACUUUGAAAGAGUCCAGCUAUAUUAAUUGAUAAUAUAUAUAGAGAUUAAAUUGUUUGUCUUUAUUUCUUACAUGUUUAGAAAUUUUUGCUUUGCCUGCUUACUUGUGUAUGUAAGCAUGAGAGGAAUAUACCAUGGCUAAUACUGAAAUCACAAGUAAUUAAGGCCUUAAGUUCAUAUGUGAUGCUAAAUGCACUACCUUUAUUCUUUCUGUAACUAGUGGACCUUAACUUUCCCCAUUCUUGUAUUUACAAGAGACAGAUUUAAGGACUGUAUUUUUGAGUGUGUGGUAUGUUAUCUUUAAAGAAAGAAGGAACUAACACUUGGAAAAAAUAUAUAUAUCAAAUUCAAAAACUGGUCAACUGAAAAUAAUAUUCUUAAUUUCUCCUUCAAGUAUCUUAGCUAAAAAAUUAUCCUAAAAUUGAUACUGAUACAGGAAUUCGUUUUGGAUUGUAAUCAUUCAAGAUACACCACUUUGAAAACUAGUUGCAUCAAUAUGGUAAAAAAAAAAAAAACAUCAUUUAGGGUAUAUCCCCAAAUUGUGAUAUUCUGCCACUUUAAAAACCAUUCAAGUAAUAGUUUUCCUAGAACUUUGCACAUUCCUAGUCAGCGAUUUUGGUGUGUGCAUAAAUGUUAAAAGGUUGAAGAGGGAAAGAUCACUGUUUACCAAAUGAAAAAACAACAAAAUAAGGUAAAUGAUCUUUAUUUUCUAGCUUUCAAAGGAAAUUAAACUACUGCGUGAAUAAAUAAACUGUUUAAAAAUGUG
Molecule: messenger RNA, 4213 nt
Organism: Manis pentadactyla (Chinese pangolin)
Lineage: Eukaryota; Metazoa; Chordata; Mammalia; Pholidota; Manidae
Gene: VAPA
Product: VAMP associated protein A
Exons: 6
Coding region: 258-1007 (249 amino acids)
Biological process (GO): neuron projection development
Cellular component (GO): endoplasmic reticulum membrane; plasma membrane
Molecular function (GO): FFAT motif binding
Source: RefSeq, a predicted model, not a curated record